UUCAGUACAGAUUCAUCACCCAUGUGCGCAAGAUAUACAGUAGGUGGCGGUAAUACUCCUAAGGAAUGAACGGCCAUUGAACAAAAAGAAGAAGAAGAAGAAGGGUAGCUGUUAACGUGUCGUGCAUGCUGAUGACAAUAAAAAUUAUAACUACAGGCUGUUUGGUUCGCGAGCACGACGAUUAAUAAACAGUCUCUGUUUACAUCCAUACACUAUCAAAAUAGUGUAUAUUUUUGGAGCAGCUGGUCACAGUAAAGAGCGACGCACAAGCCAGCACAUUUGAAGAUGUCUGUAACGGAGAUGUUUAGCUACAUCCAAGGAUUUUUGAGUGCUGAUCAAGAUAUUCGAGAGGACAUAAGAAAAGUUGUCCAAGUUCUGGAGCAGACAGCGAGAGAGAUCCUCACUGUUCUUCAAAGUGUCCAUCAACCAAGUGGUUUCAAAGACAUUCCCAGCAAGUGUUUGAAGGCGAGAGAGCUGUUCUGCACUGUAAGAAACCACACUGGAGAGCUGAAAACUAAGUUCCCUGUGGAACAGUACUAUCGGUAUCAUGAACACUGGAGAUUUGUUCUUCAACGACUUGCCUUCCUUGCAGCUUUUGUGGUAUACCUGGAAAGCGAGUCCUUGGUUACACGUGAGGAAGUGGCAAAAAUACUUGCCAUUGAAGUCGACAGAGAAAAAGGGUUUCAUUUGGAUGUGGAAGACUAUCUUGCAGGAGUUCUUAUUUUGGCCAGUGAGCUGUCGAGGCUGGCAGUGAACAGCGUGACCGCAGGUGACUAUGGACGUCCGCUUAGGAUCUCAAACUUUAUCAACGAACUUGACUCUGGCUUUCGGUUGCUCAACUUAAAAAACGACCCUCUUCGCAAGCGCUACGACGGCCUCAAGUACGAUGUGAAGAAGAUCGAGGAGGUGGUGUACGAUCUCUCAAUCCGAGGCCUUGCUAAGGAGCAGGAGGCUGGAGGAGAUAAGUAGAGGCGGUGUGGGAACGCAAGAGGCUGCGGGGCACUACCCUGGCUGAGAUUCUCCACGACUAGAAGAGUGGUUAAACCUGUGCGAGCAGGUGGUCGGAGGAAGAGGGGAGGGAAUGGAGGUUUUAAAGCCCCAGCAGCCUUGGGCGGUAUCUUUUAAGCCACCUGCCCACCAUGACCGAGAUCAGUUCAGGUUUUAGUGGGGAGAUCUUCUCUUUCUCACUUUUUUUGAGAGAUGCCUAUGUACAGAUGCAUUUGUUUGCCUGUUUUUUUUUCUUUGUUUGAUUGUAUGCUUUUUUAUUAUUGUUGAUGUUUUUGUCUCGGCCAUGUCUCUUGUGAAUCAUUGUGCAGUCAAACAAGAAGGAAAAAAACUUUUUUUUGGGUGAGAGAUACUUAGAAAUGCUGUUAAAAAACGAAGUUCUGUGCCUGUUUUGUGGCUUUAUGUCCAGUUGAGUCAUCAAGAUGUUUUCUUGAUGUUAAACUACAUAAAUAUUACAUUUUACACACACCUAUGCUCAUUGAUUUAUUAGAUUGGGUUUUGUACGCAAGCACUUUUGUUGAAUGUAACAGUUCAAAUCACGUUAAUGGUAUCUUGCCAAGGUGUACAUGGAGAUAAAUUUGAAAACCUGUGCCAAAAUGUUUAGUUUCAUGCCGUAAUACAUAUUAAAUCUUUAAAACAUCUAGUGGAUUCCUUAACCACUGGUUUGCUGUUGGUACAUAUUUAUACUUUCAUGUAUUUCUCCAUUAAAAAGACCGUUCAUACAGUAAUUAUUAUUUACUCACCCUCAUGUCACUCCAAACCUGUCUGA
This is a messenger RNA of Sinocyclocheilus grahami, 1774 nucleotides long. RefSeq names its product translin-like. Lineage: Eukaryota; Metazoa; Chordata; Actinopteri; Cypriniformes; Cyprinidae. The transcript is spliced from 6 exons. Gene Ontology annotation, molecular function: single-stranded DNA binding; RNA binding; sequence-specific DNA binding. Gene Ontology annotation, biological process: RNA metabolic process. Bases 286 to 969 code for a protein of 227 amino acids. The record is from RefSeq and is a predicted model, not a curated record.